AUCAAAAGUUUCAAUUUUUUUGGUUUUUGCCCAGAGGGUUGGGAGUGAUUCUUUAGAGUUGUAUGUGUAAGGUGGUCCAUACAAAGACCUUCACUUCCAACUGCCUGUAGAUUCGAAAUUUGAAGCUUUCGAUCGUUUUAUUUUUCAUGGGGAUGCCUUACCAAUCUUCUGUUUUUCCAAGGUUUGAGAUGGAUCGCAUUAUUCAUGAUUUGGCCAACAGUUCAGCUCAUCUCAACUACACACGAUUCCUGGAUCUGAUAGCUGACCAUGAAAGAAACCCUAACCAACACCCUCAUAGUAAUUGGAGUGGACAUCCACCUGGUGAAGCUUCUGGAGUUGGUUAUGAAUUGUCUGCUCCAAAACCAGGACCUUCAAUUGUUUAUCCAACAUCAUUAACUGCAACAGAUUCUCUGCAUGCUGCACGCUCUCUAGCCCUUCAUGAUACUCCAAAUCGUAAUGAAGCUUCAUUUAAAACUUUGUGCUUCACAGAACUAAAAUCAGAGAAUGGGCCGUCGACAUGUCAACCGUCAACAAGCCGUAGAGUCGGCGUUAAAUCGGAGCCAGUUGACAAUACAGAACGAACAAAUCCUUCCAAAAGGAUAAUAUGUGGUGUGUGCAAUCUCGAAAUGCCUGAAACUAAAUUUGAUGAUCAUCGUUAUGCAGAACACAUAGGGUUGGCUAGGCCAUAUGGCAUGUCACAGGAUUUCUCGGAUGCUGAAAAGAGACGAGAACUAAAGCGAGCUUUGCUUUUGAUGAAACAAGUAUCCUGUCCGUAUUGUUUACGCAUAUUUACGUCAACUCUGGGAUUUCAAUACCAUCAGUCACGCUGUGAAGCCGAAGUUGGUGAUUCUCCCAAAAGGCAGGUUGAUUGUUAUUUGUGUGGAAAGCAAGUUGCAGCUUUCAGAGCUCACAUGAAAAUUCACUUAAAGGAAGAAAGGCAGCAGCUGGUGAAGAUGUUAGAAGAAACGAAAAUUAUUUCCUGUCAUUACUGUGACAGUAAGUAUUCAACUCUUACUGGAUACCUAUACCACAAAGAUCGCUGCAGAUUCGCUCCUCAUCCUCCACUCGCACCUUUAUUGAAGAAAUCAAAUAAAAGGAAGGAAGAAUGUGAGGUCUGUGGCAAAAAAGUAUUGGUCUUGAAAUCGCACAUGAAGCUUCAUGAGAGAGCCUUGGCUAAAACUGAAUAAUUUGCGAUUAUUGUAAGGCCAAUUGAUUUCGCAAUAAAAUGUACGAAAAGAUGCGUAAAUAUUUCAGUGCAGAUUCAACCCUGAAUUCGCUGAAUUAACGAAUAGCAUGAAUCGGAUGAUCUCUCCUUCUCUUUCUGUUUUCCCUCUCUUUUUCCAUUCUAUCGCUCCUCCAUUUACUUUUUUCAUCCGGGUUGUCGAAUUUUUGGGAACAACUGUACCAUUGAUUCAUCGCUUGAAAAUCUUUAAUUAAUCGAAUAACUUGACUUUAAUUACAAAUAAAUGAUCAUUUUCAAUUUCAA
Molecule: messenger RNA, 1486 nt
Organism: Daphnia pulicaria
Lineage: Eukaryota; Metazoa; Arthropoda; Branchiopoda; Diplostraca; Daphniidae
Product: PR domain zinc finger protein 5-like
Exons: 6
Coding region: 147-1187 (346 amino acids)
Source: RefSeq, a predicted model, not a curated record